AAAAAGUUAAGUGAAAGGUCCAUGUUGAAUAUGACAACUCGAAUAGAGUGCAUAUUCUUCAGUGAGUUUCACCCUACUCUGGGUCCAAAGAUAACUUAUCAGGUACCAGAGGAGUACAUUUCACGGGAAUUGUUCGACACGGUCCAAGUUUAUAUCAUCACUAAGCCAGAGCUACAAAACAAAUUAAUUACAGUCACUGCUAUGGAGAAGAAGCUAAUUGGCUGUCCAGUGUGCAUCGAGCAUAAAAAGUACAGCCGAAAUGCUCUUCUCUUUAACCUCGGCUUUGUUUGUGAUGCUCAGACCAACACGUGCGCUCUUGAGCCAAUUGUCAAAAAGCUGGCUGGGUACCUCACAACUCUGGAGUUGGAAAGUGGCUUUAUUUCAAAGGAGGAGAGCAAGCAGAAACUUUUACCCAUAAUGUCGACGUUGUUAGAGGAUCUUAAUGCUACAGGAGCCUGCACAUUACCUAUAGACGACUCCAACACCAUCCAGCUAAAACUGAUCCAGCAGCGGAAGGACCCCCCCACUGUCCAGGAGUAUGACGUCCCCGUCUUCACCGAAUGCAAAGAGCUUUUUAUAAAGUCUCACUGGGACCUCACCACUCAGCAGAUUUUGCCUUACAUUGAUGGAUUUAGACACAUUCAGAAAAUCUCUGCCGAAGCAGACGUCGAGCUGAAUCUCGUUCGUAUCGCUGUGCAGAAUCUGCUGUAUUAUGGUGUUGUGACUUUGGUCUCGAUAUUCCAGUACUCCAAUGUCUACUGCACAACCCCGAAGGUUCAGAGCCUCAUUGAUGACAAAUCCCUUCAGGACGAAUGCCUCAGCUACGUCUCCAAACAGGGUCAGAAGCGUGCCAGUCUUCGGGACGUAUUCCAGCUCUACUGCGGCCUCAGUCCUGGAACGACGGUGCGGGACCUUUGUUCUCGCUACUCGCAGCAGCUUCAAAGGGUUGAUGAGAGGAGGCUAAUCCAGUUCGGACUGAUGAAAAGUCUCAUCCGACGGCUUCAGAAGUAUCCUGUGAAGGUGGUGCGGGAUGAGAGAAGCAGACCGCCUCGUCUCUACACUGGCUGUCAUAGUUAUGAUGAAAUCUGCUGCAAAACAGGGAUUAGUUACCAGGAGCUGGAUGAACGUUUGGAAAAUGACCCUAAUAUUGUCAUCUGCUGGAAGUGAUGUUAAAUGAAGCCACCUACCAAGAAGCCACCACCAAUACAGCCAAGAGCGAGACGCCUCAAACAUCGAGUUAUGUUUUGUAAAUUUCUUUGCUUCGUUUUUUAUUAAUUAUUUAUUUCCAUCAUUAAAAGACUGUGACUAACUUUA
This is a messenger RNA of Poecilia reticulata (guppy), 1314 nucleotides long. RefSeq names its product NPR2 like, GATOR1 complex subunit (gene nprl2). Gene Ontology annotation, biological process: positive regulation of autophagy; cellular response to amino acid starvation; negative regulation of TORC1 signaling. The record is from RefSeq and is a predicted model, not a curated record. Gene Ontology annotation, cellular component: GATOR1 complex; vacuolar membrane. NCBI's taxonomy places the organism in Eukaryota, Metazoa, Chordata, Actinopteri, Cyprinodontiformes, Poeciliidae. Gene Ontology annotation, molecular function: GTPase activator activity.